CGAACCGUUGAACCAAACCACCCAAACCCGAUUCUUAUUAUUUUCUCUCUGUUUCUCGGGAAAACACUCGUCGUCAAGUCGAGAAUUUCAAAACUCACAUCAUCAUCAUCAUCAUCAUCAUCAUCAUCAUCAUCAUCAUCAAUCGUGUUCUUAUACUCCUUUGAAUUUGUGUUUUUGGAGUCGGAGAUCUCAAAGAUGAUGAAGAAGCAGCUCCUGUGUUUUCUCCCAUACCUGCUUCUCUCCCUCUUGAGUGAAGCACGAUUCGUGGUGGAGAAGAAUAGUUUAUCUGUGACUUCGCCGGAGAGUAUAAAAGGAACUCACGAUAGUGCGAUUGGUAACUUCGGGAUUCCUCAGUACGGUGGAAGUAUGGCUGGUACGGUGGUUUACCCUAAAGAGAAUCAGAAAUCGUGUAAAGAGUUUAGCGAUUUCUCGAUUUCGUUUAAGUCUCAGCCUGGUGCUUUGCCUAUUUUUCUCUUGGUUGAUCGUGGAGAUUGUUUUUUUGCUUUGAAAGUCUGGAAUGCACAGAAAGCGGGUGCUUCUGCUGUUCUUGUGGCAGAUAAUGUUGAUGAACCUUUGAUUACCAUGGAUACACCUGAAGAGGAUGUUUCGUCUGCAAAAUACAUUGAGAAUAUCACCAUACCUUCUGCUCUUGUUACCAAAGGUUUUGGUGAAAAGCUUAAGAAAGCGAUUAGUGGAGGGGAUAUGGUCAACUUGAAUCUUGACUGGAGAGAAGCUGUUCCGCACCCUGAUGACCGUGUUGAGUAUGAAUUGUGGACCAACAGCAAUGAUGAAUGUGGGGUAAAGUGCGACAUGUUGAUGGAAUUUGUAAAAGAUUUCAAGGGUGCGGCUCAAAUUCUCGAGAAAGGCGGUUUCACACAGUUUAGACCUCACUACAUCACCUGGUACUGCCCUCAUGCUUUCACUUUGAGCCGUCAGUGCAAGUCUCAGUGUAUCAACAAAGGAAGAUACUGCGCUCCUGAUCCAGAACAGGACUUCAGCUCAGGAUACGAUGGAAAAGACGUUGUUGUUGAAAAUUUGAGACAGCUUUGUGUUUACAAGGUGGCGAAUGAAACGGGGAAACCCUGGGUCUGGUGGGAUUAUGUCACUGAUUUCCAGAUCAGAUGUCCCAUGAAGGAGAAGAAAUAUAACAAAGAUUGUGCUGAUUCUGUUAUCAAAUCCCUUGGAAUUGAUAGUAAAAAACUUGACAAGUGUAUGGGAGAUCCUGAUGCUGACAUGGACAAUCCGGUUCUAAAGGAAGAACAAGAUGCUCAAGUUGGCAAGGGUUCAAGGGGUGAUGUUACCAUAUUGCCUACCUUGGUUGUCAACAACAGACAGUACCGAGGCAAGUUGGAAAGGAGUGCAGUACUCAAGGCUUUAUGCUCUGGUUUUGAGGAGACUACUGAACCAGCUAUAUGUCUCAGCACAGAGGUGGAGUCAAACGAGUGCUUAGAUAACAAUGGCGGUUGUUGGCAAGAUAAAUCAGCCAACAUAACUGCUUGCAAGGAUACAUUUCGCGGAAGGGUAUGUGAGUGUCCUACAGUUGAUGGUGUGCGAUUCAAAGGGGAUGGUUACAGCCACUGUGAACCAAGCGGGCCCGGGAGAUGCACAAUCAACAAUGGAGGUUGUUGGCAUGAAGAGAGAGAUGGCCAUGCGUUCUCUGCUUGUGUUGACAAGGACAUUGUUAAGUGCCAGUGUCCUCCAGGAUUCAAAGGAGAUGGUAUUAAGAAGUGUGAAGACAUUAAUGAGUGCAAAGAGAAGAAAGCUUGUCAGUGCCCGGAAUGUAGUUGCAAGAACACCUGGGGAAGCUAUGAGUGCUCUUGUAGCGGAGGCCUUCUCUACAUCAGAGAUCAUGACACUUGCAUCAGCAAGACAGGUGCACAAGUGAAAUCAGCGUGGGCGGCCGUCUGGCUUAUAAUGUUAUCAUUAGGACUUGCAGCUGGUGGGGCGUAUCUCGUUUACAAAUAUAGGUUACGGCAAUACAUGGACUCAGAGAUCAGAGCCAUAAUGGCACAGUACAUGCCACUUGACAGCCAACCCGAGAUCCCAAACCACGUGAAUGAUGAACGCGCCUGAGAGAAUCUAUUUAUUCCCGGGUAAGGACCCAAGGUGACACGCUCUUUUGAUUGAUGUGGCCCUUAACGCCGGUGGUUUUUCGCCUCUGUAUCUUUGUAACUUUUUUACCAAACAGUGUAUUUUGCAUACAAAUGAGGUUCUAGUGACUUCGUUCACUUGUGUCCAUGGGACUUUUUUAAUAGGAAUAACUCUGAUGUAGCUUCUUAGAACUAGAGACAAGAGAGAGUGAAUAGUUUUUAAAGUUCAUGUUGUCCAAUUUCACAUUUUACGUUGUCCAAUAGAGAUACAAAAUUGUUGUUGUUGGUUUGAAUGUGAUUGUGAUCUUACAAUCAA
Messenger RNA from Capsella rubella, 2406 nucleotides. RefSeq names its product vacuolar-sorting receptor 3. The transcript is spliced from 12 exons. The record is from RefSeq and is a predicted model, not a curated record. Gene Ontology annotation, molecular function: calcium ion binding. NCBI's taxonomy places the organism in Eukaryota, Viridiplantae, Streptophyta, Magnoliopsida, Brassicales, Brassicaceae. The coding region runs from base 196 to 2073 and encodes 625 amino acids.